AUGCAGACGGAGACGAAGCGCAAGCCCGCGGCGUCCGCCGCCGCGGCGCCCCGCGCCGACGACGCGCCCCCGGCGCCCGACGCGCCCCUGCGCGUGCCCAAGGUCGCGGGCGCGCCCGCGCCCGGCGUCCUGCACUGCCUCGUGACGCCGAAGCUCCUCUUCUCGGUUCCCCGCGACGCGAGCUGGCGCGUGGCCGGCGACGUGCCGCAGGGCGUGCUCCGCGAGGGCUUCUCGCGGCGCUUCCCGCUGACCAUCGCGGGGCUGGACCACCUGUCCUUCGAGGCCGUGGGCAAGCGCGCGCUCGGCGCCGCGGCCGCCGGCGCGGACCCGCCCGCGGUCUACCGCCUCACGUCGUCCGACGAGGCCGAGGAGCGGAUCCUGCUGGGCAUCCUGCGCGCGCUCGAGCGCGCCUACGAGAGCAAGCACCGGCUGGCCCUGGACCAGGCGCGCACGGACAUGCUGAGCUCGUCGAUGACCUUCCAGGUCAUGGCGGACGAGAUCCGCGCGCGGCAGGAGGAGUCCAAGGCCAAGUUCGACAAGGAGACGGCCAAGCUCAAGGACAAUCUGACGACGACGUCGAAGCGUUUGUUUUUGCUCGAGCACGAGAAGGACUCGCUGACGAAGGCCUUCCACUCGUCGACGGAGACGACGCAGCUGCUGCAGAACACGGUCGAGAAGCUGCACCGGGAGAAUUUGGAGAUGCGCGACCGCAUGGCCAAGCUCGAGAGCCGCCUCGCCGAGGUCUGCGACGGGCGGGGGUUCGCGGACGUCGCGCCCGCGGCGCGGCCGCCCGUCGCGUCCGCGACGUCGCACACGCAGACGGAGCUCGUCAUCCUCGCGCCGUCGGCCGCCGCGGGUGUAGCCAUCGUCCCCUCCCCCACGAUGGUGGCCAUGGACCUCAACGACGGCGACCUGGCGAACCUGAGCGUGGACCUCGGCGGGUCGACGCUGCGGUCCGCGGGCACGCUCAAGACCGGGCGCCUCGCGACGACGGAGGCCCGCCGCGGCCUCGGGCGGCGGUCCACGGUGUCCAUCCCGUCCAAGUUCGAGACCGUGCUCCUGGACCCGAGCAACGAGUCGAACGCCUUCGGGAACCGCACGCACCGCUUCAAGCGCCAGCUCACGGACCAGCCGGGCCCCGGGGCCUACUACAACAAGCCGACCUUCAUCCGCGACAUGAGCAACUGCGGCUCCGUGAGCCACAAGGGUUCCAUCACGUUCGCGAGCUCGUCGACGCGCUUCCGCGACGCGGCGUCGGCCAAGGGCACGCCGGGCCCGGGCAGCUACCGCAGCCCGCCGACGACCCUGGCCGCGUCGAGCGACCACCGCGUGACGUCGACGACGCGCGUCUUCACGCGGCCCACCCAGCAGUCGCGCGGCGACGCCGCGUCCGCGGCGAAGAUGCCCGGCCCGGGGUCCUACGACCCCUACGCGCCGACGGCCGCCAUGGGCCGCGACCAGCGCCACGGCAACUCGAACUUCCGGAGCACCGUGUCGCGCAUGGCGGCCGCGCAGGGCAACACGCUCGGCCCCGCGCCGGGCGCCUACAACGUCGCCGCGGCGUCGGAGACCCUGCGCAUGCAGGGCAAGCUCGUCAACGGCAAGCUCCCGGAGAACGUCGUCUUCCGGAGCCGCGUGCCCCGCGACGGCUGCGGCGUGAGGGACGAGGCGUACCUGCCGCACAAGCAGGCCAAGGGCGUGCUCGGCGGCGUCGAGGGCGCCUACAAGGAGGCCGCGGCGCUGCGAAGUCUCGUGGGCGCGUCGGAGAUCCUGCUCCCGCGCGAGGUCGCGUUCGCCGAGGCCGCGCCCGCCGUGCCGGGCCCGGGCGCGUACGACGCGACGGGCGCGUACCACUCGACGAAGCUGGACCGCACCAUGCUCAACCACAGCUCGUCCAUGUUCUCCAACAUCACGUUGGACCGCUGGGGCCGGCCCAUCAAGCCCAAGACGUCGCCCGAGGUCGCGCCGGGGCCGGGCUGGUACGACGUCGACGUGCAGAUCGCGCCGCCGCCGCCAUCGGGCCACCCGCGGAAGACGGCGCUGUCCUCCGCCUUCGUCUCGGGCACGCGGCGCCUCCACUCGUCCUCGAACAAGACGCACGCGCCGGGCCCGGCCUUCUACAAGCCCGAGCGCCACGACCGCAAGCGCGGACUGCAUCGGCAAGCGCCCAUGGCGCCGCGCGAAUCCCUGGAGGCGGAGAAGCCGCUCUACCAGCGCCCCUGGUGGGAGCUCUGGGACGGGCUGCGCGACGCGGGCUGGAGCAAGGCGAAGCUCGGGCGCGAGUACCGCUUCGUGCGGCCCGGCUGCGCGAGCUGCCACGGCGACGCGAACCUGGACUGGUUCGCGUCGCCCGAGGACGUCGCCGAGUUCGCGGCGGACCAGGAGCUCGACGGCGAGGACCGGGCCGGCGAGCUCGAGUGGUGGGAGCUCUGGGACGCGCUCAAGGACGGCGGCUGGUCCCGCGGCGGGCCGCGGAAGAAGCUCUUCGUGGCGCCCGGCGCGUCCCUCGAGGGCGUCGAGGGCCUCGACUGGUUCGCGAGCCCGGACGCGGUCGUCGGCCACCGGAAGACGUCCGCCUACGGCGCCGCGGCCGCGAACCGGUCGCGGCCCGCGGCGCCCGCGGCGCGGUUCCCGGACUCGGGCGCCGCCUGGGCCGAGCUCGAGACCUUUGGGUGGACGCUCAAGCAGGGCCUCUUCUUCCGGCCGGGGGGCCUGACGGCCGCGGCCGGCGGCGCCGAGGGUUUGGACUUCUACGGCGACCGCGCGGCCGCGUGCGCGGCCGCGUGCCGCCUCGGCGUCGGCGUCGACGGCGCCACGGGCGCCUUGCGGGAGGACGAGUUGGCGCUGAACGACGCGGCAUCCGACGCCGCGGAGCGCGACGGCGCGUCCGACGACGAGGACGCGAUGCGCCGGGAAUCGCUCCGCCGCAUGUCGUGCCCGAACGAGGCGCUGGGCCUGACGGACACGCCGCGCUGGCCCAUCUUCGACAACUCGCCCGUGGACUACAAGGGCUACGGGGGCCGCGACGACCGGCCCCGGAGCCGGCCCGGGUCGCGGCGGAACACGGACCGGAAGAGCCAGGCGCCGAAAGAGUCCUCGGACUCGCCGCGCGACCUCUGGGACCUGCCCUGGGGCGAGCUCUGGCCCGAGCUCAAGGAGCUCGGCUGGGCCUGGGUCCAGGGCCUGGGUUUGGAGGAGCGGCGCUACCUCCGGCCCGGCGCGCCGUCGAAGAAGUCCGCGCAGCGGCUCGGCCGCGACUACUUCCGCGACGCCGCGGACGUCGUCGACUUCCUGCGCCAGCGCCGCGUCGACGGCGUCGACAUCUUCGGCCACGUGGGCGAGGACGGGCCGUCGCCCCGCGACGACGAGCGCAAGGCCGUCACGGAGCCGUCCGAGGCCGAGCCCGAGGAGGCGGAGGAGGAGGAGGCGGAGGCCGCCGCCGCGUCGUCGUCGUCCGACGACGAGGCGGCGGACGCGGGCCCGGCCCUGUGGCAGCGGUCCCCGAAGGAGGUCUGGAAGGAGCUGCGCAAGCACGGCUGGAAGUGGGCCAACGGCUCCCUGGAGUACGACUACCACUACGUGCGGCCGGGAGCGCGCAAGGGCCGCGCGGCCGUGCUCGGCGUCGACUACUUUGGCACGGAAGCCCAGGUCAUCGCCUACGUGCGCCGCGCGCGCGUCGACCUCGUGCGGCGCUUCGGCCACGUCGACGAGGACGGCGACCCGCCGAGCCCUUCGAGCGACCUCGAGUCGGCCGCGAAGCGCGCGCAGGGCGGCACGAAGCGCGUCCGCGCGCUCGCGCGCCGCGCGGCGGGCGACGGCGGCGCCAAGUGGACCGAGCCCUUCAACCCGGCCUGGGCCGAGCUCCGGGAGCUCGGCUGGGAGUGGCGCUACGGCAAGCAGGGCGCGACGCACUGGGUCCGGCCCGGGCUGCUCGACGGCUCCGGCAAGGUCGAGGCGCGCCACGCGCUGGGCCGCGACUACUUCGACGACGAGCGCGCCGUCCUCGCCUUCGCCAACGAGUGGCGCGUCGGCGAGGCCGGCCGCACGGGCGACGUGCGCGAGGCGCCGCCGAAGCCCGCGGACGUCGACGACCGGCCCAAGCGCGGCGCGCCGCCGAAGAAGAACGAGCCCAAGGCGAAGGCGCCCAAGGAGAAGAAGCUCGUCGCCAAGGCCCGGAAGAAGAUCGCCAAGCGCGAGGCCGCGAACGGCGGCACGGGCGAGGCGAAGCGGAAGGCGCCGGAGCCGUCGCCGUCCGAGGCGCCGCUCUGGCAGCUGCCCGUGGCCGCGCUCUGGCUCCGCCUCAAGAAGGACCACGGCUGGGCCGACGCGCGCGGUGACGCUUUACGGAACUGGUUCCACGUGCGGCCCGGCGCGGCCGCGGACCGCAAGCGGUGGGUCGAGGGCGUCGACUUCUUCGGCGACCAGGUCGCCAUGCGGGCCUUCGUCGUCGAGAACCGCAUCGACGGCGUCACGCUGACGGGCGCCGUCGGCGAGGUCUACGAGUCGCGCGCGCCGUCGCUGACCGAGGUGCCGCUCGCGGACAUGUGGGCGCGCUUGAAGGCCUGCGGCUGGGUCAUGAAGCGGUCGACGGACGCCGCCAAGGACAAGUGGCGCUACUUCCGGCCGGGGGCCGACGCCAACGAGGUGCCGCCGGAGAAGGCCCACUUCUUCUACUCGCUCGAGGACGUGCGCGCGUUCGUCGACGCGGAGCGCGUCGAUCUGGUGAAGCGCUUCGGCGCCGUCGACGAGCCGUCGAAGAAGGCCGCGAAGCGCGCGAAGAAGCGCGCGCCGUCGCCGGCGGCGUCGCCGGAGCCCGAGCCCGAGUCGUCCGAGGACGAGGCCGUGUCGCCGAGCCAGCUCGCGCUCUGGGAGCUGCCCUUCAAGAUCAUGCUCAAGGAGCUCCUGGCCUGCGGCUGGACCUACCGGCCCGGCGGCGCGCUGUCCUACUACUGGUACUUCCGCCCCGGCGCCGUGCUGGACAAGCGCAUCGCGCGGCCCGGCGUCGACUACUUCACGUCCGAGGAGGACACCAUCGCCUUCGUCAAGAAACGCGGCCUCGACGGCGUCCACCGCACGGGCCGCGUCGGCGAGGACGACGACGACGACGACGGCGCGAGCGACGACGGCGACGACGACGACGACAUGGACGACGGCGACGACGACGACGCCGGCGGCGGCGCGGGCGGCCGCGCGCGCGGCGGCCGCCGCGACGACGACGACGGCGACGACGGCGACGACGACGCGGACGACGACGACGACGACGACGCGCCGCCGCCGGGCGGCCGCGGCGGCUACAAGUCGGGCAAGCAGCAGCGCGGCAAGCGCGGCGGCGGCGCGCGCUGCGCCGUCAUGGACGUCGACGACGCGGGCGACGAGGCGGCGGCGCCCGCGGCGGCGCCCGCGGGCACGCCGCCGGGGUCGCCGGCGGCGGCGGCGCGGGGCUCCGGCGCGACGGCGGAGCUGCCGCCGCGCGCCGACGGCAGCGACGACGAGUCGCUCGUCUUCAACGCGGCGUGCUCGCCGACGCAGAGCUCGCCGGGCAAGGCCGCGGCCAUGGACGAGGACCCGGAGCCUGCGGCGGACGCCGCCGUCGCCGAGGCCGCCGUCGCCGAGGCCGACGACGGCGACGACGGCGACGUCGCCGAGGCCGAGGCCGACGACGCCGACGACGUCGCCUUCGCCGACGCCGACGCCGACGACGACGACGACGACGUCGCCUUCGCGGCGCCCGACGACGACGACGACGCCGUCGCCGAGAGCGACGGCGCCGCGCCCGCGGCGUCCGACGACGACGCCGCCUUCGCCGAGGCCGAGGAGGACGACGAGCCCGCGCCCGACGGCCUGGCGGCGUACGCGGCCUGGGCGGCCUACGCGGGCGUCGAGGCCGCGCCGGAGGCCGCGGCCGCGGCCGCGGGCGCCGCGGACGACGCCCUGCGGCCGCGGCGGGGCCGGGACGGCGACGCCGGCGCCAAGGCGCCCGUGUCCGUGUCCGCGCGCGUCUUCGACGCCGCCUACGCCGCGCUCGGCAACCACUUCGGCACGCUCUACAGCGCCUUACUCAAGCCCGCGGGCUGGACCUUCCUCGCCUCGACGCAGCUCGAGGCGCGGGGCGGCCUCUACGUCGCGCCCCACGCCAAGGACACGGCCCCGAAGGACCGCGCCGUCGGCGUCGACGUGUUCCGCGGCGCGGACGACGUCGUGUCGCGCGUCCGCGACGACCCGGCCGUGGCCGAGGCCCUGCGCGCCUUGGCCGGCGACGCGCGCGAGUCCCUGAAGGGCGGGCUCGCCUACGUGCCCGACGACGACGCGUGCGUCGCCGCGGUCGCGCUGGGCGUCGCGGCGAAGCGGCCGACGGCCGAGGACCGCGCGUUCGGCGACGUCGCGCCCGGCGCCGCGGCCUACUUCAAGGGCGUCGGCGGCGCCAAGAACCGGCGCGCGAAGCGCGCGCCGCCCGAGGACGGCAAGAAGCAGUCGAAGCGGAGCCGGCGCUGCGACGCGCGCGACUGCCGCGAGGCCUUGGAGGCCAAGGCCGACGCGCUUUGGGUCGCGGCGCAGGGCGAGCUCAUCUGGCCCACGGACGCCGCCGACCACGCGCGGAAGCGCUUCGGGCUCUGGCGCGCGCGGCUCUUCGCGGGCUGGAGCCUGUGGGUCUCGGGCAUCGGCUCCAAGUACCGGCUCCUCGAGAAGUUCGCCGACGAGGCCCUGGCGCCCUGCGGCGACGUCGUCAUGAUCGACGGCUUCGACGCGGACGUCGAAUUGCGGCUGGAGCUGCUCCGCGCGGCGACGGCGUUGGAGGCGCGCCUGCCCCCGGCGGGCUGCGACGCGGACCGGUCGACGGCGCUCGGCGUCGCGAGGCGCCUCGUGAGCGCGCUGAACAAGCGCGGCGACCGCACGAUCUUCGUCGUCCACAGCGCGGACGGCAAGCGGCUGCGGUCGCCGGACGCGCAGCGCGCGCUGGCGGCGCUCCGGUCGGAGACGACGCACUUGGUCGCGUCCUUCGACCACUGCAACGCGCCGUUGCUCUGGGACGGCGACAGCGAGGCCAACUGGCUCGCGGCGGACGGCACGACCUUUGACUGGUUCGACCGCGAGGCGCCGCGGUUGGGGGCCUUGGCCGGGUCGGCGGACGCGGCCAAGGGCGGCGCGGGCAAGCUCCUCGACACGUCGGGCCUCGAGUUCGUGCUGCUGUCGCUGACGCCGCGCCACGUCGAGAUCCUCAAGCUCCUCGCGGCCCACCAGAAGGCGCUCCGCGACCGGCCGAAGCACGUCAAGGAGCGGCCGGGCGCCGACCAGGCCGCGCCCGAGGGCAUGCUCUUCAAGGCGCUCAAGACGGAGUGCCGCUACAGGAUGAUCGCCACGUCCGAGGACCAGGUCAAGAACUACCUCGUCGAGCUCACGGACCACAACCUCGUCACGAAGAAGGUCCACCUCGGCUCCGUCUUCGUCUGCAUGGCGCCGGACUACGUCGACAAGAUCCUCGCCGCGAACGUGUAA
Molecule: messenger RNA, 7494 nt
Organism: Aureococcus anophagefferens
Lineage: Eukaryota; Pelagophyceae; Pelagomonadales; Pelagomonadaceae
Exons: 4
Coding region: 1-7494 (2497 amino acids)
Biological process (GO): DNA replication
Cellular component (GO): nuclear origin of replication recognition complex; nucleus
Molecular function (GO): DNA replication origin binding
Source: RefSeq, a predicted model, not a curated record